Molecule: messenger RNA, 414 nt
Organism: Salvia splendens (bonfire salvia)
Lineage: Eukaryota; Viridiplantae; Streptophyta; Magnoliopsida; Lamiales; Lamiaceae
Exons: 1
Coding region: 1-414 (137 amino acids)
Molecular function (GO): nucleic acid binding
Source: RefSeq, a predicted model, not a curated record
AUGACUGCAGAAAGGAAGAAUAGUCUCUACUAUCUGUUGGGAGAAGUUAUGACUGGAGAAAUGAACUCAAUUGCCACUGAAAGUUUGAAACUAUGGCAUAUGCGUUUGGGUCAUCCAGCAGAAGGGAGUGUAAAGGAGUUAGUCAGGAAAUGGCUUAUCUCUGCUGAUGCAUCAAGCAAAUUGGAUCCUUGUGAGCAGUGCAUUCUGAGCAAGUCAAAGAAACUCACAUAUCCAGCAGGUAUACACACAUCUACUGCACCUCUUGGUUAUAUUCAUAGUGAUCUAUGGGGUCCAGCUCCAGUUGCUACUAUUGGUGGUGGAAAAUACUAUUUGUCAAUUAUAGAUGACUACUCUAGGAAACUAUGGGUUUUUAUCCUGAAAGAGAAGUCAGAAACCUUCCAAAAGUUCAAAUAG